Molecule: messenger RNA, 3804 nt
Organism: Maylandia zebra (zebra mbuna)
Lineage: Eukaryota; Metazoa; Chordata; Actinopteri; Cichliformes; Cichlidae
Gene: slc60a1a
Product: solute carrier family 60 member 1a
Molecular function (GO): D-glucose transmembrane transporter activity
Source: RefSeq, a predicted model, not a curated record
UGCUCGCACUCUGUUUACUUUGUCGGCUGGCAGUGUGUUCAGUUCAGUGUGAAGGAGCCGGCUCUGUAGAUAUGAGCAGCUGGCAGCUGUGAAGCCUCUCAGGACUUCCGUCUGCUCAGACGUGUUAACGAUGCUGCUGGACGAGCGGAUCUGGUUGCUGUUUAAGCGCCACUGGCCACAGACUCUCACCUACUGGAGCGUGUUCUUCAGCUUCGGCCUGUGCAUCGCCUUCCUGGGACCCACUAUCCUGGACCUGAGGUGUCAGACCCAGUCGACCCUGCAGCAGAUCACCUGGGUGUUUGUCUCUCAGCAGUUCUUUCUGCUGGUGGGCAGCAGCGUGGGAGGACUGUUUAAGAAAACCCUUAAGUCCUCGCUCUUAGCCCUCUUCAGCUGCACCCUCAUCAUCUCGCUGGUGUUUGCCGUCAUACCACUAUGUCACCACGUCAUACUGCUGUCCAUCGCCAUGGCGCUGGCUGGCAAAGCCAUGGGCGUGAUCGACACCAUCGCCAACCUGCAGCUAGUGAAGCUGUACCAGAAGGACUCUGCCAUCUUCCUGCAGGCCUUGCAUUUCUUCACAGGCCUUGGGGCACUGGUCAGUCCCCUGGUGGCCGAUCCCUUCCUGGCUGAGGACAGCUGUGUGCUGGGAGCUAACUUGACCACCAACUCAUCCUCUCCCAGGAACCUACAGCAUCUCCGCAGCACCCUCGCUGGCCAUGGAGCAGCACUGCACACCAUCUCUCACUUUCGUCUGUAUACUGACGGGGUUGUCGUCACCAGGGUGUCGUAUGCUUUCUGGAUCAUGGCUCUUAUCAAUCUCCCUGUCCCAGCGGCAGUGCUCGCAUUGAUGUCCCAUGAGCGAUUGCUGCCUUGCUCCAGAAGCAGUCCACGUCUGCUUGAUGCAGACUCCAACAGGAGCCCCACGGGGGACACGGACCAAGAACAUGGGAGUGUUUUUAGCUGCUGUAACCCUGCCAAACUCCGGGAUCGCUCUGCUACUUUCUUCAUCAUCCACGCUCUAGGAGGAGCUAUCCUCUUUAUCACAGAUGGGAUUAUAGGCUCUUAUGCUGGCUUCGUCUACACCUACGCCGUCUCCCCUCCUCUGCUGAUGGGCCAUAAGAUGGCAGGCUGUCUGGACAGCAUAUUCUGGGCCGCGAUCACCGUGGGAAGACUGGCUUCAAUGUACUUGUCCUACAGAUACACGGCACCCAAGCUGCUCACCGUCAGUCUGGUGGGAGUCAUACUGGUUCAGUGCCUGCUGUUAAUCUUCUACACCAGCUCUGUGUUUCUGUUCUUUGGCACCUGUGUGUUGGGCCUGUGCAUCAGCAGUGUGUUCCCCUCUGUGUUAGCCUUCACAGAGGACAUAUUAGAAUACAAAGGCUGUGCCACAACAGUGCUGGUAACGAGUGCCAGCACGGGGGAGAUGCUGCUUCAGCUGCUUGUUGGAUCGGUGAUCCACAGUCAGGGCAGCUACUCCUUCCUGCUGUGCGGUACAGUAGCAUCCUUUAUCGGCUUCUGCCUGUUCCUGCUGCUCCUCUAUAUCCAGAAUAUCCACAGAAGCCAGCACACAGAUUUGUCUCAAUGCACAGACAUGAAAGAGAAGCCAAAGACCGGAGACUCGUGACACACUGGAACCCAGAGAACAGAGGAUACAGCAAAGGGAGAAAUACUUCAGGAGAAGCUGACACUUCUUCCCCCGGGUGGAGGGUUCACAAUCACACUCCUGCGUCAUGGAAAUCACAUGCUGAAUAAUUAUUUGCACCCUACUUUCACAGCCUGAUGAUCAACAAACGGCUCAAUGGAUGAUUAGAGUGUACACAAUCAUCUCUUUGAGCACAUUAAACUGUGCGUUGAUUAAAUACGACCUCUUCAGUAUGAAUGUGAAUGGACUCUUAUAAUAGGACUCGUUCGGUGGUGGAAAAUAAAGAUAAGAUGCAGUCGGUUAGAGAUCUUUUAUUAUUGGUUUCUCCUACUGCAAUUCUUCUUAUAUCAACUCUUCCUCACACAUCAAUACGCAAUACAGUCAAUCCUGUGUGUGCAUGUAAAGUGAGUCACUAAUGGAGAUUAUCAGUCAUCAAAAGUGGUUUUGGAUGGGGCCAGACUGCAGGCCUUUCUCUGAAGUGUUUCACUUUUGAACUGGUAGAUGUUACGAGCAAAGAGUUUCAAUUCACUUUCACUUAUAUAGAACCAAAUCACAACAACAGUCACCUCAAGCACUUCAUAAGGUAAAGAUCCUACAAUAAAAUAGAUGGUAAUCAAGUUCUUAUAUAGUGCUUUGCUAUUCUACCUGAACAAUCCAAGCACUUUAUACAUCAUGUCUCAUUCACCUAAGUGCUUUUCUUCCCUAUGCUUAAGUACUUAUAAGUAGUAUAUCCAACAUUUACACACUGAUGGAUGCAAGCUUCUGUUUAGUAGAUGACCUCUUGAGCUACAGCCACACCAGACAACAAGCAAAGUGUCAGAUACCAAAAGAUCUUAUCUUUCAAUUCAAGUGUCUUAUAUAGACUAUAUGUUAUGCAUAUUCGACUUAACGGUUCUUUUAUUCUAGAAGUUUAAAUUUGGUUUUGCCAUAUGUCAUUUGAAAGGGUACUAAGUGGUGCUGUAAAGACGAUUCCCACGUCUGGUAGGCCUUCAAAAGAAUCCUGAGGGAGGCUGGGGAGCUCAAGUGUACCAUGUUCAACAUACCAUUUAUAUUAAAAUGGUUACCUGUGGUAAAACGACUCAGUAUCCCAACACCUUCCAUAGUUACACCUCUUUCAUAGCGUGCGGCUCAUAAAAAUCGGUAAUCCAUUAUCUCAGAUUAUUAGAAUAUUUUCCAAGGUCAAGCAGAAAAGUAUUUACAGAAAUAUCUGAAAAGUAUGCUCAUUUAAAUACUGACUGUAUUGAUGGAGUUCAUUAGCUUGUGGGACUGCUGAGGUGUUAUUAAAGCCUAGGUUGCUUUGAUAGCGGUCUUCAGCUCAUCUGUAGUUUGAGGUUGGGUGGUUCUUGUCUUUUUUUUCAACAUGUGGAGUUCAUGUGUGAGCGAGUUGGCUGGCCAGUGGGAAUAUGGCCAGAAAAUCAUUUGGUAAAGUUCUUCUGAAAAGCUAAAGUCCAUCUCCAUAUAGCUUGUCAACAGAUUAAAGCAUGAAGUGUUCUGAAAUGACAUGGCAAAGUUUGGCUUUUGACUUUAUAAUAGUGGACCGACCACCACAAAUACCAGCAAAGGACAUGGUGCAAGAGUCAUCACAGGCUUUACACUAGACUUCAAACACCUUGGACUUACUGCCUCUCCACUCUUCCUCCAGGAUUUUCAAAUGAAGUACAAAAUUUGCUUUAAUCUGAAAAGAGGACCGGAUCACAGAACAAAAGUCCAGUUUGUUGCGUCCUUAGCACAGCUCAGAAGCUUCUCACACUUCAUUCAGGAGCGACCUGAGGUGGCUGUAGCUCAGGAGACAGCGCAGGUCAUCUGUUAAUUAGAAGGUUGGUGGUUUGAUCCCUGGCUGUUUCAGUCUGCAUGCCAAAACACCUUUGGGCACAUUAAAUUCUUAAUAUUUGAGAGUUUAUUAAGGUUCAUUCUUAAAGUCUUUCAAGAGUUUUCAGUCAAGACGCUUUCACUGUUUGAACUGGACAGAUCAAUGUGGUAACUUAAGCACAUAACCUAGUCUGGAACAACUUGUAUUCAAAGUGGUGAUGUAGACAAUGUAGCAAUGUUUUCAAGCUUGAUGCUGAUGCUGCUGGACUACAGCACUACUGGAAUUACAACAGAGAAUCGAUGUAUUUAGAGGCUAUUCCUGAUCAUUUACGGUCAAUAAAAUUAAAUUCACUUUU